UACAACAAACCAAACCAUGGAUAUUUUUCGGCGACGUAUUAAGCACGUCCUUCAGGAAAUUAUCGCUUGCCGAAUGGGGUGACUGAAUCUACAAAAUGUAUCCAGAUGCAAGUAGGUUAACGUUGAAAACUUCUUGUUGAAUAAAUCCUCUACUGAUAGAAGUUUCGUACACAGCAACACAUCAAGUGACCAAUGUUAUGUAAAAUAACUUUUUCGAAACGCACAGUAAAAAAGAUUAUUCAAUACUGCCACAAAUGAUCAACACUUAUGUACCCAUCGUUAAAGUUUUACUGGAGGGUUUCCGUCGAAAGCCAAUAUGAUGAAGAUUGAGAUAGAUUAUACGUACGUCGGGUUUGAUCAAUUUCACAAACCCACCCUACUGAUAAGAGAUCCGGAAUUAUUAAAGCAAAUCACGGUUAAGGACUUCGACUCGUUUAUGGACCACUCUCCAUUGUUUUCAGAUCAAUCUGAUCCGCUUUGGUUCAGAAACCUAAUUGCCUUGAGAGGUAAAAAUUGGAAACACAUGAGGGAUAUCCUUUCCGCUUCGUUUACCAGCAGUAAAAUGAAGUACAUGUUCAGUUUGAUCUUGGAGGCAGUCGAUGAUUUUACCGAUUAUUUCGUCGGAAAGAACAAGGAGUUUAUAGAAGUGGAAUUGAAGGAUGUGUUCACGAGGAGCAAAACACAUGAGAUGGAGAUUACUAGUUUUCAAUUUAAAACACGGCUUUGGAGGUUGGAACAAAUUCUUAUUUCGUAUGGAAUCUGCGUUUUGGUGGUGGGAACAAAAUCAAAUUUUGAAAUAAGCCUAAACAGGAUGGCUUUCACUUCCAAAAUGGCGAAUCUAGAUCCUACACAAGCUCGGGGUCCUACGCCGAAAGGAAAGUAGGUGUAGGGAACUAUAUUGUUCUUGUUUUCCUCUGAAAAUCUCUCCGGAUCGAAUUUUUCCGGGUUCGCGAAGUAUUUUGGAUCUCUUUGAAUGCUUUAGGAAGGCAUAAGGACGGAAUCGCCGGGG
Messenger RNA from Cylas formicarius (sweet potato weevil), 1009 nucleotides. RefSeq names its product cytochrome P450 9e2-like. The coding region runs from base 317 to 883 and encodes 188 amino acids. The transcript has 6 exons. Gene Ontology annotation, molecular function: iron ion binding; oxidoreductase activity, acting on paired donors, with incorporation or reduction of molecular oxygen; monooxygenase activity. The record is from RefSeq and is a predicted model, not a curated record. Lineage: Eukaryota; Metazoa; Arthropoda; Insecta; Coleoptera; Brentidae.